AUGAAUCAUGAUCAGCAAGACAAACCAUCCUUCUUUGCUAUCAUCAAAGAAAAUUUCAACCAACUGAAAGUUCCACAAAAGAUUGUUAUGAAUUUGGGUGAAGAGUUGUGGAACAAGGAAUUAAUUAUUCUGAUAGGUUCCUCUGGUGAGAAGUGGCAAGUGAGUAUUUUGAAGAAAGGAAACGACAUGUAUCUGCAAAACACUGGUUGGGAACAGUUCAUGAAAGACAACUCAGUGGUGAAUGAAGAGUUCCUGGUUUUCACAUAUAAUGGAGAGAACAUGUUCCAUGUGAAAUUUUUUGGUAGGAAUGGAUUAGAGAGACCAAGCUUCAAGAAAGAAGAAGUUGCUGCAGAAGCUCCAACUGUGGUGAAGAGAAAGAGGGGUAGACCAAGCUUCAAGAAAGAGGAAAAAGUUGCUGCAGAAGCUCCUAUUGUGGUCAAGAGAAAGAGAGGUAGACCAAGAAAAAAUCCUGCUGCUGAGACAGUAUGUGCCAAGAAAGAAAAAGAAAAAGAAGCUCCAGAGACAGUUGUGGCUAGGAAAAGGAAUGAUGAACCAAGAAAAGCUCUUGCUGCUCAGAGAGUAUGUGUCAAAAAAGAAAAAGAGGAAGCUGUGGAAACAAUGGAGAUUAAGAGAAACAAGGGAAGAAGACCAAGAAAAAGUGCUCCUCCUGCUGCUGCUGCUGUUGUUAUUAUAAUAGACUGA
This is a messenger RNA of Lathyrus sativus (Indian pea), 702 nucleotides long. Lineage: Eukaryota; Viridiplantae; Streptophyta; Magnoliopsida; Fabales; Fabaceae. The record is from the annotation of a GenBank genome assembly.